Molecule: messenger RNA, 909 nt
Organism: Cucumis melo (muskmelon)
Lineage: Eukaryota; Viridiplantae; Streptophyta; Magnoliopsida; Cucurbitales; Cucurbitaceae
Exons: 1
Coding region: 1-909 (302 amino acids)
Source: RefSeq, a predicted model, not a curated record
AUGACUCAACUUACUACCGCUAUAAGCAAGAUGGAUGGGAAAGGCAAACUUCCGGCUCAACCGGACCAUGCUAAUGUAAGUGUCAUUUCACUAAGGAGUGGUAAGAUUCUUGACACUCCCACCACCAAAGAGAAAAAGGUAACUUCCAAACCCUUACCUCUUAAUAGUAAGAAUGAGUCCAGGGAAGAAAAUGUUGAAACAAACCCCUCACCAUUUAAUUCUAAAAUGGAUAAAUCUCCUCUUAAUGAUUUUACUCCUUACAUGCCUAAUCUUCCUUUUCCCUCUAGGUUGGCUCCAAAAAAGAAGGAAGCACCCAAGGAGGAAGAACUCUUGGAUAUGUUUAGAAAGGUGCAAAUCAACUUGCCCCUUCUCGAUGCAAUCCAACAAGUCCCGAGGUAUGCAAAAUUUCUAAAGGAGUUGUGUACCAACAAGAGGAAAACAAAAGAAAGACCAAUGGUAAGUCAAAAUGUUUCAGCUCUUCUUAAGAGUAAUAUUCCAGAAAAAUGCAAUGACCCCAGUAUGUUUUCUCUACCUUGUGUAAUAGAAAAUAGGCUAAUUUUUCAUGCAAUGCUUGACUUAGGAGCAUCCAUAAAUGUCAUGCCAUACAACGUCUUUGAAGAUCUAGAACUCAAUAAUUUACAAAAAGAAACUAGUGUAUGCAUACAACUAGCGGAUAGAUCUUAUAUUUCACCGUUAGGAAUAGUUGAAGAUGUCCUUGUGAAAAUUGACAAACUAAUUUUUCCGGCGGAUUUUUACAUAUUAGAAAUGAAUGAAGCAUGCCUAAAACCAUCUCACUCUAUUUUAUUAGGAAGACCUUUUCUUAAAACUGCAAAAGCCAUUAUAAAUGUUGAUAAAGGUUCCUUGAGUGUAGAGUUUGAUAGAGACAUUGUCACAUUCAAUAUUUUUUAA